UUUAUGGAAAAUGCCAAUGACAGAAUCACAGCACAGAACAAGAAGAGAGAGAAACAAAGAGGAGAGAGAGAGGCAGAGCAGCGACGGAGAAUUGGGAACGAUGCUAACAACGAACUAGAGAGUUCACCGUCUCCGGCUGAGCAGCGACGGCUCUGACGGCUGUAAAACUGUUUCAAUUGUUUCUCGUCCUCUGAAGUUUUCAUAUUUUUAAUUAUGGCGGAUCUGUACGGAACAGCGCCGGACUCGGAAGAAAUCUCGAACAUUCUAAGCCAGCUCAUCCACGGCCAUGGCUCCUCCGCUUCCUCCGCCUCUUCUUGCAUGCCCUUUAAACCCACUUACAUGCAUUCGUCAGUGCCGCCACCAAUCCAGGCGGCGACGCCGUCCGAGGUCUUGAUUCCGGAGGCCAGGCAUGAGGAUCAUCGUCGGUUUGCUCAAUUGGUGAACCGUUCUGGCACGGACCAGCGAGUAGCGGGGGGGAAUUCGAACUCUGCUGGUGUGUUGGAUUCGUCGACCGCUUUCGAUUUCUACGAUUCCGGUGGCUACUUCACGAAGGAGGUGAAAGAAGGUAUGGAGUCUGACGGGAGGAGGAUUUCGUCUGAGAAUGAUCUCGGCGGUUAUAGCUGUGACAGUGAGGAUCUCGAGGAGGCGGCGGAUGGGCAACUGAACUCAGCGCCGCCGCGGAGUUCAUCGAAGAGGAGCAGAGCUGCUGAGGUCCAUAAUAUGUCGGAAAAGAGAAGGAGGAGUAGGAUUAAUGAAAAGAUGAAAGCUUUGCAGAACCUGAUUCCGAAUUCUAACAAGACGGAUAAGGCGUCAAUGCUGGAUGAAGUGAUUGAAUAUUUGAAGCAGCUCCAGCUUCAAGUACAGAUGUUAACAAUGAGGAAUGGAUUGAGUUUGCAUCCGAUGUGUUUACCAGGAGUCAUGCAGCCUAUGCAGUUGCCUCAUAUAUUUGAAGAAGGAAGUAAUAAAUUUCCAAAAUCUGGCAAAGGAAUAAGCCCUUUUUACGGGACUCAUGAGAACUCGGUGCUGUCUGCUUUUAAUUUAUCCGCUGGAUGCAUGAUAUCAAAUCCGCCAAUGGUUUUACCCUCGGUUGCAAAUGUAGCAACUUCAGAAGCCACAUUUGGUUUUGAACCAUCGAUUCAAGCUCACUACAGACCCUUCAGUGUCCCCUCCUCCUCUAAGGAACUCUUUAGCGACGGUGAACCACAAUCAAAAUUACACACCAUUCGGACAGGGAAAAGCACUUCGUCGGACGUUGAUGUAUGAGAUUGCAGCCUGCUUUCAUACCGUUCUUUUUCUUCAACCAACCAAGAGACUAUCAUCGUCUUCGAAACUGCUGACUUCUUCACAUACCUUGAUUAAUAUUUUGCUAAGUGUAACAGGUUGACGCGAUUGUCGGAUUUCUACUGUUGAUGCUUCAUAGCUUGUAGUUAUAUAAAAAUACUUGUACCAGUCUUGGUAUUCUCGAUUUAUAAAGCCAUGGUUUUUUCGAGCUUUA
Messenger RNA from Pyrus x bretschneideri (Chinese white pear), 1495 nucleotides. Its product is annotated as transcription factor SPATULA. Gene Ontology annotation, molecular function: protein dimerization activity. The transcript has 6 exons. Bases 214 to 1263 code for a protein of 349 amino acids. NCBI's taxonomy places the organism in Eukaryota, Viridiplantae, Streptophyta, Magnoliopsida, Rosales, Rosaceae. Gene Ontology annotation, cellular component: nucleus. The record is from RefSeq and is a predicted model, not a curated record.